Messenger RNA from Trypanosoma conorhini, 3123 nucleotides. RefSeq lists its product as uncharacterized. Gene Ontology annotation, biological process: regulation of ARF protein signal transduction. Gene Ontology annotation, molecular function: guanyl-nucleotide exchange factor activity. The record is from RefSeq and is a predicted model, not a curated record. NCBI's taxonomy places the organism in Eukaryota, Euglenozoa, Kinetoplastea, Trypanosomatida, Trypanosomatidae. Bases 1 to 3123 code for a protein of 1040 amino acids. The transcript has a single exon.
AUGACGCCCGCGCUGGAGGCGCUGAGCGCGUUUCUCGGCAUGAUGCGGCGCGCCGCCGCCGUUGGCGCGCCGAUGGACCCGGAGUUCAGAGAGACCGUCGUGCGGGCCUCGGCGUCGAUGGAGAGCCUGGCGAAGGGGGGACGAGCGCAGUUCGUCACCGCCCCCGUCAUCUCCGUCCUUCUUAGCGCGUUUUAUGCGAAAAAGACCCGUGUGGCGGGGGCCGCGCUGCCGGUACUGCAGCAGCUGCUCCACCACGGCCACAUUUCCUACGACACCCCAAUUGUCCUCUACGAGUCUCCGCGACAUAAACAGGCGAUGCGCUGCGGGGAGGCGCUGGUUUCCGCCGUGGGUGAUUUCCUCGUCCGCACCACCGACGCGGCUUUGCAGCUCAAGGGCGUAGAGCUUGUCCAUGAUCUUGUGAGCGACGACAACUUCACCUUCUUCACGGGCGGCUGCGUCACCCGUUGUGUGCGGAUAUGCUUUCACAUAACACUGCGGAGCUCGAACGAAGGCGCACGAGGUACGGCGCGUGAACUGCUGCUUCUCUGUGUACUCCGCGUGACACGAGCCUUUGUAGAAACGACGCCUCCCGAGCCUCACUCUGACACCUUUGCCUCUUCCACAGUCCUGUAUGAUUACAUGCACGACGUGGAGCCGGAUGCCGACUUCACGCCCAUUCAAAUUGAGGGUUACCCCACGCCCUCCGUUGAUGACGCAGGAAGCCCUAUAAGCGGCAGCCCGCCGCUUGCGCAGUUGCGGUCGUACGCAACCGAAGAGACGUCAUCGUCGCGCGGCUCUUUGCAGCAUCCGGAGUUUUUUUAUAGCAGUCUCGACGAUAGUGUGCGAACCAACACCCUGUCGAUGUUUCGGGCAGACGGCACACUCCCAAGCGCCUUGAAAGACCUCCUGGGGCUCAUCCGACACACCUGCAGGCUGGCUUCACGGACGUGCCGUGGCUCGGGCUCGACGAGCGAAAAGAAUCCCGAGGUUCGCGUCCGUCAGCUGGCGCUGGAGAUGCUAGAGGCGGUGCUCCUGGAGAUUCCUCUGGCAAACAGCGACGCCGAACACCCCUGUGCGGCGUGGUUGAAGUUGGUGGUGGCUGCGGCGAAGUACGAUAUCCUUCGCUGCAUCGCCAGGAAUUUGUCGACCAUCGUCCCGCCCUCCUUCUUCACCACGAGCGUGCGCAUUCUCACGCUGCUGCUGCAGAAGUGUCACUACCACCUCGCCAGGGAGCUCCAUGCCUUGCUGGCUGUGAUGCUGUUUCCCCUGGCGCUAUCCAAAUUCUCGAGUUUCUCGCAGAAGCAUGCGGUGCUGAGUAUGGUUCACGAGCUCGUGGGCACGCCACACCUCUGCGUUUCUUUCUUUAUCAACUACGACUGCGAUCCAAACUUUGAUGCGGCGGCCAAGUACGGCGGCAUGCUCGAGCUUCUAGUCGACUUCAUUGUGGAGAUGACGUACACGGACUUCGUUGAACCCGAGUGGCUCUCGUUGGACCAGCAGCAGUUGCUGCGCAGUGCGUGUGCGAGUGCGACGCACAACCUGGUGGAGUCCAUGCUGCGCUGGGUCUCGGAGGAUCCUCGCAACUACGCGCAGCGGCAGAUGCGUGAGGCGGUGGGGCAGGUGCUCCGCAAAUCCACCACAGGCGCCCAAUGGACCACGCGGUGGCACGAGGUGUACCUCAGCAAGGGCUGGGAGGCGGGCAGGGCGGGGCAGGGGACGAGCACGUCCAGGGUGUCCGAGGACGCGGUGUCUUUUUCUUCCUCCUCGUCGUCCGCUGGCGCGGACGCGGCGGAGCGGCCGCAGAGGUGGGGCGAGCGACAGCGGGUUGGCUACCACUGGAAGCACAUUCACUGCCUGCUGCAGAACAAGCGCAUUGCACAGGAGGCGCUGCAGCACGUUAAUAGUGGGCGAUGGCGCGAGGGGAUGCGUUUGCUCGAGCAGCGGGGUUAUAUUUCACGCGCGGGUGAGGCAAACAAGUGGACAGAGUUUGCUCGGUUUCUCAAGACGUAUCCAGGGGUUGAGAGGUCUGCGCUUUGUGCGAUUUUCGAGCGGGUUCUAAAGGACUCUGACUGUGACCGCAUUCUGCAAGAAUACAUGCAGCUGUUCUCCUAUAAAGGGGUAGCCAUUGAUAUUGCGUUGCGGGACACGACAUGUGAAUUCAUGUCGUGGGAUCGUCCCUCAUUUGAGGCUCAGGUCUGGGCAGUGAUUCAGCGGCGCUUUGGCGAGGCGUACGGGGCACAAAACGCGCGCUCUAUCACGGUCAAGGACGCCAACGCGAUGGCAGGCGUUCUUCUGUUUCUGCACACAAGUCUUCACAAUGAGAAUAUGCGGGGCAGUCGCAUGACCAUGGAGGACUUUGUGCGGAACGGGAAUGAGUGCGUGGAGCUGCCUUUUGCAGAGGAGGACAUGCGGGACAUGUACCACCGUGUGGCGCAGCAAAAGUGGGAGCUGGAUGAGCUGCAACGCACGCCGCGGCAGGUUGAACUGGAGCAGAAAACGUAUUCCUUCUCUGCCUGGAUGGGCCAGCAGCAGCAGCAGCUGCGGCGGCCUUCCGCCGUGCUCGCCUCGGAUCCGGCGGAGGAGGAGGCCUCGUUGCACGCAGGGACGAGUGCGACGGGCGGCUCGACGCGACUGUGGACAGCCACAGACGAGCCCGAGGACGCCGAGCUGCUGGCGACCGCGGUGGCGCCGUACACGACGGACCCGGAGGGGUUCAAGCUGCGCGAGUCGUACCAGCAGCGGUACGUGGAUGUGGCGACGCAGCACCUGCGACGGCUGGAGUGUGAGCACCGCAUGCAGCGCUUAGAGGCCUGCACCCCGCAGCCGUACAUUGUGCCGCACUACGCGCAGCACGUUCGCCCAAUGCUCCUGAUGCUGUACCCCCAUAUUGCCGCAAUGCUGUACAUGGGCUUUCGCGUAUUGGAAGAACAACCCAUAUCCCGCAUUCUCCUUGGCACGUAUGACAUGCUCUACGACGUGGCGGCGGCAUUUGUGGUGAACCUCUCAGGGCUGCGAGUUGCAGUGGAGCAGAGGAUUCAGCGCCUGUUGGAGGACGAGGACGCCCAGCAUCUUCUCCCGCCCAUCCGGGGCGCAUUCACACUGCCCCUGAUGAAUCUACUCUGA